AUGGGCUGGUUAACCCUCCGCCGCCGCGCCGACAACCACAUCUCCGACGCGGGAAUCAUCCCAGUACCGAUCUCUCCAGGGAAAACGGGUGCCUACAGCGAGCACACCGAAGACAUCAGCACCACCACUCCAACCAACAUACAAUCACACCCACCGUCCAGACCAUCCACCUUCCUCGGCAAAACCUACACAUUCCACCUCAAUAUCCCCGAUACAGACCUCCCCUACAUCCCCCCUUCAACCCUCCAUCAACUCGAAGAAUCCUGGAAGAGUUCCAACCCCUCACCAACCGCCCAACACUCCACAAGCCCACCAGAAUCCGUCCCCUUGUGGAUCGUAAUCGACAACAUCGUCUACGACUGCACGGCCUUCCAACACACGCACCCCGGCGGUUCUGUGGUGAUCCGCUCGUUCGUGGGACAGGAUUGCUCGUGGCAGUUUUGGCGGUUCCAUGGCCCGUCGCAUUUGAGCGAGUACGGGGGACGACUGAGGAUUGGGAGGACGAGUGGUGUUGCGAAUCGGUUUGUGGAGCCGCCGCGAAUGGCAGCGAAAGAGAUCAAACCUAAUGGCGUUGGUUGGCGAACCUGCGGUGUACUACCGGCAGCGGAAUCUGAGAGCGGCCAUUGGGGUCCUCCUAGUGUCAGGAGUCGGUCGAGCUGGUUUGAGGAUGGUGUUGCGGGUCGGUUUCUCCAGUACUGGGUUUGGUGGUUUGGCUUGGUUGGAAGAUUAGCAGUGCAAGAAAGUUUCGAGAUAGUAUCAGAGCAGCAGUAUCAUGGACAUGACUUCGUAUACUUCGUAUACACGGUGCAACACUCAGCCAUCCCCAGAUCUAUCCGGGAUGACUUAAUUCAGGAACGCUCCCUAUGCCCGUGGCCACAACGGAGAAGCGCGGAGUGGAGCGCGGCGAAGGACGGAGGGUCCGCUCUGGAAAUUGGAGACAUGCGGGGUGCUGCCUCGGUCCAUGGCCGAUUGCCUACUUAUUAUAACGAGGGGCACGGAGAGGAGCUCCUAAGAUUCGCAAUAAAACUCAAUUCCAUCUUUAUUCCCAAGAUGGCAUUCAAUUACUGCGCCUACGUUGACCCUGCCAGCGGGGAAGACCGCAUCGGCUCCCUCGACCAGCAAUCCUCGCACAUCCAACCCCUGGCCUUCACGUCAGGAACAAGGAUAACAAAUCUCUACCAAGUCAUUGAAGCCGGCGAGGCCAAUAUCAUCAAUGCUCGCGCCGACCCUCUCCCUCUAUCCAGCGUCAAGCUCCUCCCCACCAUCUCCGGCCGCGAUAUCCUCGCCGUUGGCAAAAACUACGCCGAGCACGCCAAAGAGUUCAACUCGUCUGGGUUCGACUCCUCAGACAAAGUCGACCAGCCGACUGCGCCGGUGAUCUUCACGAAACGCGCCACCUCGAUCAUCGCACAUGGCGAAGAUGUCCUCCUCCACCCUGGCUUCACCGAAACCCCCGACUACGAGGGCGAGAUCGGCGUGAUCAUCGGCAAGGCAGGGCACAAGAUCCCCGAGUCCGAGGCGAUGGACUAUGUCUGGGGCUACACGAUCAUCAACGACUUCACGGCUCGAGAGAGACAGCGCGAUCACAAGCAGUUCUACAUCGGCAAGUCGCCCGACACAUACUGCCCCAUCGGGCCUGUCGCCGUGCCCAAAGAACGCCUCCCUGAGAAGGAGAACAUCCGCCUGCAGACAUUUGUCAACGGCGAGAAGAGGCAAGAUGCCACGAUGGACCAGCUGAUCUUCUCCAUCCCCAACCUCGUCUCCACCCUCUCCCAGGGCCAGACCAUCCAGCCCGGAGACACAAUUGCAACCGGCACCCCCUACGGCGUGGGCUUCGGCUUCCGGCCCAUGAAGUUCCUCAAGCCUGGCGACGAGGUCAAAGUCUCCGUCACCGGUCUCGGCUGCCUAGUCAACACGAUGGCCGCGCUCGACGCACCGAACCCAACACUCAACCGCGUGCAAUCCUCCACCUCCAUCCCACGCGCCAACCUAAAGACCCGCAGCACCAACGGCCUCCUCAAGGUCGGCCCAAAGCACCUCUUCUACCAAUUCCACGGCCAGAAAGACGGCACCCCCGUCAUCUUCAUCCACGGCCUCGGCGGCUCGUCCUCGUACUUCACGCCCCUCUUCGAUAAGCUCGCCCCAACGCACGCCCUCCACCUCACAGACCUCGAAGGCCACGGCCUCUCGCCCACCUCCGCCCUAAGCAGCCUGACAAUCACCUCCCUGGCCAACGACAUCCGAGACGUCUACACCCUCGCCACGAACUCCCCUAAACCCGCCACCGUAAUCGCCCACUCAAUGGGCUGCCUCGUCGCGCUGAAACUCGCCCUCGACACACCAGACCUCGUGGAAAAACUCAUUCUCCUCGGCCCCCCUCCCUCUCCCUUGCCGGAAGCAGGAAGCACCGCGUCCUUUGCGCGCGCCGAAACAGUUCGUGCCCAGGGCAUGCUCGCUGUAGUCGACGCCAUCGUAAACGCAGGUCUCUCCGCCAAGACGAAGUCGUCCAACCCGCUCGCUGUCACAGCCACAAAGAUCUCCCUUCUAAGUCAGGACCCGGAGGGGUACGCGAAGGCGUGCAUGGCUCUUGCGCGCUCUGCGGAGGAGACGCUGGAUGUCGAGAGGAUAGCAGCCAAGACGCUGAUUCUCACCGGUUCGGCGGAUGCUGUUUCGCCGCCGGCGCUGUGUGAGAGGUAUGGGGGGAGGAUUCCGGGCUCCGAGGUUGUGGUUCUGGAGGAUGUGGCGCAUUGGCAUCUUUUUGAGGAUGUGGAGGGGGUUAGGGGGGCUGUGUUUGGGUUUUUGGGUGUGUAG
Aspergillus mulundensis is the source of this 2811-nucleotide messenger RNA. RefSeq lists its product as uncharacterized. NCBI's taxonomy places the organism in Eukaryota, Fungi, Ascomycota, Eurotiomycetes, Eurotiales, Aspergillaceae. The coding region runs from base 1 to 2811 and encodes 936 amino acids. Gene Ontology annotation, molecular function: acetylpyruvate hydrolase activity. The record is from RefSeq and is a predicted model, not a curated record. The transcript has 3 exons.